UUGAAAAUGGCUGAUAAAUCAAUUUUAAGGAAGCAUAGAAGAAGACAGUAUAUCAAGUUUAGUAAUAGUAUGUGCUGAGCGAGGAAUCCAAGCGUGGGUAAGAUAAGUCUAUAUGACCACUCCAACCAUUGAAUAUAACUUACUCCUGACUUUAGAGGAUUUUCAUAGCCCAUUGAAAAAUAAAUUUAUCUCUGAGGUGAUUUUAAAGCUUUCUAACCAAGACCCCUGUGUCAAGCUCAAGCAGGGCUGAAAAUUCAACAAGGAACAACUGAGCCCAAGAGUCGAGUAUGACUGCAUUAGCAAUGACAAAAGAGGAAGAAUAUCUCAACAAAGAAAGAUGAAUUUGGAUAAAAAUUAUUUUAAGAAUAAAAGAAAGUCUCUUGAUGAAUGCAAAGCUUUUGCUAGCGGAAAAUAAAUUUAAAAUUCAUGAAAAGAAAAACGACAGAGAAGUUUCUAACAACUUAAGAAGCAAUUUGUUUGAUGCCAUACUUCAGGGGAGAUUUGAGAGGAAUACCAGCAAUUGCCUACAUGUUAAUAACAUCCCAAGUUCUUUUUAUAAUAUUAAGAACAUCCAAUUUGACUAUAGCAGUUUCAAAUAGAGUUAGAGAUCAUAACAAAAGCGCCCAGAAAUCUGGAAGUAAUCUGUUGACACUUUGCUUAGGAGAUACCCCAUGAAAUAUUUCUCGAACAAAUUUAUCAUCUCAGAAAUAAAUCAAAGGAGGUAUAUGCAUCACCAAGAUUUCCUAUUCUGUCUACUAAAACUGCCAAAAGGACUCCUUCAGAGAAAACUCGAAAAACAGAAAAGAGCAGUAGGAAUAUGCCUUCAAUUAAGAGGAUAAAAAUAGGAUUGCCUACUUACAAAGACUUUUACCAAAAACAACACAAUUCUAAACCUCUAAGAAAGCCCAAAGAUUUACGAAAUAUUAAGCAAAGGAGUAAGUCUAGGAAUCCCAGUCAGAGCUCUGAGAAAUUGAUGAGUUAUUUUAACUCCAAAAGACUUGAUCGAGCAGCUUCAAAAUUUCACAAAAAACAAAAGAGUAACAUAAAACUGGUCCAAAAUGAAGGUCCGAUAGUAGAGGGAGGCCUUUGCCCUUACAACUACAAAAGCAGUGUAAAGCUAUGCAAAUCAACGACAGGGAUAGUUCUUUAGUCAAUAAAUAGUGCAAUUGAAUAUUUUCAUUGAGUUUCAACCCUC
Molecule: messenger RNA, 1195 nt
Organism: Moneuplotes crassus
Lineage: Eukaryota; Ciliophora; Spirotrichea; Euplotida; Euplotidae
Source: the annotation of a GenBank genome assembly